AUGUCACCUGAAGAAAAGCUGGACCCGCUUCCUGACAACUUCAUCCUACAGCCGCCAGUCUUCUACCCGGUGAUACCUUAUGUCACGACAAUUUUUGGUGGUCUGCAUACUGGCAAGAUGGUCAUGCUACAGGGAGUAGUCCCUCAAAAUGCACUCAGGUUCCAGGUGGACUUCCAGUGUGGCUGCAGUGUGCAGCCCCGGCCAGAUAUCGCCAUCCAUUUCAACCCUCGCUUCCAUACCACCAAGCCCCAUGUCAUCUGUAACACCCUGCAUGGUGGGCGCUGGCAAGCAGAGGCCCGGUGGCCUGGCCUGGCCCUGCAGAGAGGGGCCAGCUUCCUCAUCCUCUUUCUCUUUGGGAAUGAGGCAGUGAAGGUGAGCGUGAAUGGACACCACUUUCUCCACUACCCCUAUCGGCUCCCGCUGUCCCGGGUGGACACCCUGGGCAUAUUUGGUGACAUCUUGGUGAAGGCCGUCGGAUUCCUGAACAUCAACCCAUUUAUGGAGGGUGGAAGAGAAUAUCCGGUCGGACACCCCUUCCUGCUGAAAAACCCCAGGCUGGAGGUACCCUGUUCGCGUGCUCUCCCCCGGGGUCUCUGGCCCGGGCAAGUCAUCAUAGUGCGGGGGCUGGUCUUGCAAGAGUCCAAGGAUUUUACACUGAGCCUGAGGGACAGGUCGGCUUACGUUCCUGUGACGCUCCGGGCUUCCUUCACGGACAGGACUCUGGCCUGGAUCUCCCCCUGGGGACGCAAGAAGCUGAUCUUGGCCCCCUUCCUCUUUUACCCGCAACGAUUCUUCGAGGUGCUGCUGUUGUGCCAUGAGGGAGGGCUGAAGUUGGCACUCAAUGGGCAGGGACUGGGGGCCACCAGCCUGGAUCAGCGGGCCCUGGAGCGGCUGCGGGAGCUUCGGAUCAGUGGCAGUAUCCAGCUCUAUUGCGUCCAGUACUGA
Molecule: messenger RNA, 945 nt
Organism: Loxodonta africana (African savanna elephant)
Lineage: Eukaryota; Metazoa; Chordata; Mammalia; Proboscidea; Elephantidae
Gene: LGALS12
Product: galectin 12
Exons: 9
Coding region: 1-945 (314 amino acids)
Biological process (GO): negative regulation of CD4-positive, alpha-beta T cell proliferation; positive regulation of gene expression; negative regulation of type II interferon production
Cellular component (GO): cytosol; nucleus
Molecular function (GO): lactose binding; galactoside binding
Source: RefSeq, a predicted model, not a curated record